GGGGAGCCCCGCCCUCAAGCUGUCUGCACCCUCCAGCCCAAAGGGCCAGUCCAGGGUGCCCCCUGCCCCCAGAGGGAGCCCUCUCCAGCACCAGGUCUGUGUCUGCGGCCCCCGGUGCCCAGGAUUAGUCACCUUGCGAGGCUGAGGGGCUAGGCCUACCGGCGGGUCAGAAAAAGGCCAGGGGCCUGGCUGCGAGCUGGUGGUCUCCUUCAGGGGCUGGGACUCUGACCACAGGCAGGAGGGUGGGAGGAUAGAUGGGCUGGUACCUAUUGAUCUGUCCCACCCCCCAGCUCUCCCUGGCCCAGUCCUGCCAAUCUGGAGGUGGAGGGGAGGGCACCCUGCCCCAGGGCCCAUAAGAGGCGUGUCUCCCAGGUGACUGCUCACUGCCACCAGGCAUGGGGCCAUGGGGUGCCCUGUGGGUGGCGCUGGCCCUGCUGAAGUCCGUACAGGGCCAGACCUCAUCCCCCACGGAUAAGCCCUUACAGGACUUCCAGCAAGACCAGUUCCAGGGGUCAUGGUACGUGGUAGGCCUGGCGGGGAACACCUUCCGGAAGGAGGACAGGGAGCUGCUGAGCCCGUACACGGCCACCUUCGAGCUCCAAGAAGGUGGCCAAAUCCAAGUGUCCUACGCCAUGACCCGGGGCCCGCGCUGCAUCACCUGGGCAUACACGCUGAACCCAGCCAACAAGUCUGGCUGCUUCGAGGUGGACAGGAGCAGGGACUUGCAGGCUGACUCUGAGGAGGUCCAGGUGACGGACACCAACUAUACCACCUUCGGCCUGUUCCGCUCCAGACGCUGGGCCCCCGGCCACCUGGUGCUCAGGGUCAGCCUGCUGGGCAGGACCUGGGCGGUGCGCCCCGAUGCGCUGGACAAGUUCUUGUGCCUAAUUCAGAGCCACAACCUCUCUGAGGAGCAAGUCGUCUUCCCAGUCGUGAAGGAUUGGAAGAUAGCUCGUGUCUGCUGAAGGAGAGUGGGCUCCCCCGCCCCUGCAGCCCCCAUCUCUCGCCACCACUUCUGUCUCCCACCCUGUCGCCUUCCCCUCAGAGAAAAAUAAACCCACUUCACCCGC
Messenger RNA from Echinops telfairi (small Madagascar hedgehog), 1070 nucleotides. RefSeq names its product lipocalin 12 (gene LCN12). The coding region runs from base 396 to 965 and encodes 189 amino acids. Gene Ontology annotation, molecular function: small molecule binding. Lineage: Eukaryota; Metazoa; Chordata; Mammalia; Afrosoricida; Tenrecidae. The record is from RefSeq and is a predicted model, not a curated record. The transcript is spliced from 6 exons.